AUGUGGUGGUUCUUUCGCAUCCUGUUCAGCUUCGUCUUCCUGCUCACCGUCGUUCUCUCGAUACCGAUCUCCUUCGAUGUGGGCGGUCGCGACAGUGGGCUGGCCUACAGCCUGUCGCUGUUCACCUUCUACCUAGUCUACAGCGCUUUCAGAUUAGCCACACCCGACACCUCGCGCGUCCGGUGGACCAUCACGAGGCUUGUUCAGUCCGCACAGUGGGUCGUCAUUCCCGCCCUCUUGAUAUGGUCGUUACAUCGCUUCGCCGUGGAUGCGAACAGCUCAGACUGGGUAUCGAGGACAGUGGCUGGCUUUACAGGGCAGAAACACAAUACCUGGACCGAUUACUUCUUCGGCGAUGGAGGUCUGGUUGAGAGCAUGACACUCGGCGGCUGGGACAAGACCCUGCGGUACUCGAGCCCAGUGUUCCAGCUGUUGGAAGGCUUCUGUACCUUGUUGGUCAUACAAGCAGCUGGGCAGAUCACGAAAUGGCUCGUCAACAGAGGGCGUAGUGACACAUGGGUGCUUAUUCUACUCAUCUUCUCCGCCUCCGUCAUUGCAAGUGCCAUAUACUUCUUGUGGCGCGUUGCACUCUUCCCUUCAAUCAGCAAUGUUGACGCAACACUCAUUGGCGUCACGGUGACAUCAGCUGUCUUCCUGUGUGCGAUCGGAAUUGGAUCAGGAAGAGGCAAUCCGGUCGAAUCCUCACUCCUCUUUGCAUACGUCGUGCUCUGCAUAUAUCAGAUCUUCACCGAUUACGUCCAGUCGCCAGAAGCGACCGCGGCCGCCGCAGAGCAAGCCUCAAGUCAGCCCGAUUUUCCGCCUUUGCCCCCAAUCAUCAUGGCUAGCUAUUCGACAGUAUUGCAUCUGUUGGGGUCGCUGCCGUCGGCCGUCUAUUCCUCACUCAGCUUCCUCCAUGCUGCAUUCCAGACCAUAGCGCCUUCCGUCAUGAUUUCUCUCACCUACCGUAUUAUUGUCUUCUACUGUGCAGUGCGCAUUAUACCAGCAGUGAGAGAGUCUGGGGCUAGAGCACUUCUCGAAGAACCCUCGCUAGAUGACUCGGACAGCGCCAACCGCAUACUUGGCUUCCUGUCUUGGUUUUCUCCAUCCAUCUUGAUUGCUGUAUAUACCAGCCUCUUGCUGCAGCAUUUCUCCACAAACGGCGAGGAAGGCUGGACUAUGCGCGAUGGAGACGCAGGUGGGAACGCCUGGCGAUGGUUCAAUGUGGCCAUGACCAUGGGCUUGUACACCAUUGAGCUUUAUCUUGGCAACGACGACGCAGACAGUGGAAUGACGCAUUGGAAGGUCGAUUGA
Molecule: messenger RNA, 1311 nt
Organism: Truncatella angustata
Lineage: Eukaryota; Fungi; Ascomycota; Sordariomycetes; Amphisphaeriales; Sporocadaceae
Product: ICE2-domain-containing protein
Exons: 2
Coding region: 1-1311 (436 amino acids)
Biological process (GO): endoplasmic reticulum inheritance; septin ring assembly
Cellular component (GO): cortical endoplasmic reticulum; endoplasmic reticulum membrane; perinuclear endoplasmic reticulum
Source: RefSeq, a predicted model, not a curated record